AGUUCAUAAAGUGAACAAAACGAAUGAAAUAAAAAACACACACUUAGAAAACGGAGCAACCGUGAGAAGUAAAAAGUAGUUACAAGUCAUACUGCUGCUACUGGAAAAAUUUUUUUUUUUGUUUAAAAACAACCGACUAGGCGCCGCUGCCAACCAAACCCCUCGCCCCGCUCGAGGGUACGACAGAAGUCAACGAAGCCACUGCCGCCAGCCAAACCCCUCGCCCCGCUCGAGGGUACGACAACCGCCAGCAGUAGCCGCCUUCAUCAACCAAACCCCUCGCCCCGCUCGAGGGUACGACAACCGUCAACGGAAGCCGUUGCCACCGACCGGCCCCGCGGCCCGCACGAAGAACAGAAACGUCACCGAAGAAGCAGCCAAUAAAAUAAACAUUCUAUGUUAGUAUGUAGAAAAAUUACAGUCUACCCAGUUCAGCACAACAACAAAAUUCUGAACUUCGAAAAUGGGGACUUGGUCGCCGAAUGCGCAACACGAAUCGUCAACAUCGGAAGCUGUAUGGCCACAGUAGGCGCUACUUUCUGCAAGGAACUGCAAGGCGACACCUGCCCACAGCAAAUGGUUUCUGGGGUCACUCCACAGUGAUCCACCCUACCUGGGCAUUUAGAUCCGGUUACCACAAUAGAUCAUGGUACGCUUAUCAUCAACGAUGCCAAAGUGACUAUAGUCGACGACCUUGGGCUUAAACAAGAAAUAUCCGGUUCGUACCUUGUAACCUACUCUAACAGCCUAUCAAUAAAUGGAACUUGGUACACUAACCAACUGGGAAGCUCAAGAAAGAAACCCGCUGUCUCAGCCAUGACCUUGGUAAACAUUACGGCCCACCAAAAUCGACUCAGUCUUCCGUUACUCCAUGAACUGAGCCUAACAAAUCUCCACCACAUCGGCGCUCUGAGAGAAAGGAUGACAACCGGAUCGUUUACCACCAAUGCCGUAAUUUUCUUCGCCGCUAUCUCUCUAUGCUUUGCGACCUGGCUCAUCCAUCAUCAUCGGACAGCCAAGCACAGCCUCAAAACUAGAAACAACUGCGACGUGGAGGCGACAGGUCACCGGGACGGCGACCACUUAAAGGCGGGAGGAGUUAACACGCGCAACCGAAAUGCAGAAAAUCUGCCGAAUUGCGCACCGGAUACAAUAGCCCACAAACGCAAGGCCAAAUUAGCUGACAGCGCAUUCCGGGGCUAACGCUGCCUGCCCAACUCCAGCACGCCUGCGACGAGUGAUCGUUGCUGGGCAGACACAAAGUGCUGACCCUGCACUAACGCGACUGCGCCGUCGCCCAAGGGAGGCCUGGAGUUGCAGCCGCGGUAAUUUAUCAGUCAGUCUAAAAUUGUACUCCGGGGCUUAAGCUUCGUUAUAAAUCCGAAUAAUUAACCUAUGCCCUAACGGGUGUAUGGAAAUAAAGGAAAUAUAAAAAUAUAAAGAA
Drosophila elegans is the source of this 1444-nucleotide messenger RNA. RefSeq lists its product as uncharacterized. The transcript is spliced from 2 exons. NCBI's taxonomy places the organism in Eukaryota, Metazoa, Arthropoda, Insecta, Diptera, Drosophilidae. The record is from RefSeq and is a predicted model, not a curated record. The coding region runs from base 817 to 1203 and encodes 128 amino acids.